CGGCCUGUUGGCAGGACUUAGUGGGUGUCGACUUCUAAAUAAGCCCACGGCAGGGUCUCUCUGUGGUCGAGCCUCGCUGUUCGGAUUUGCUUCCUGGUGUCUGGGUCGCGAAACCUUGAGGAGAUUUUUCAAGCGGCUUGAGGGGUCCGGGGCGCCCAGAUAUCCCGAGGUCUCCGCGCCCGGCGCCAUGUCCUGGGCGUUCAAGAGGGAUCCUGUUUGGAAGUAUUUGCAGUCUGUCCAAUAUGGAACCCAUGGAAAAUUUCCAAGACUUUCAUACCCAACUUUCCUUCCACAUUUUGAAUCCCAAGACAUUACCCCUCCAGAUGACUUCCUAAAUAGUGAUGAAGAGCUAGAUUGCGUUUUAUUUGGAACUUUGAGAGGUCAAGUUGUUGGACUGCGCUAUUACACAGGAGUAGUAAAUAAUAAUGAAAUGGUUUCUUUACAACGAGAGCCUAAUAAUCCCUAUGAUAAGAAUGCGAUUAAAGUAAACAAUGUGAAUGGAAAUCAGGUUGGUCAUUUAAAGCGAAAUCUUGCAGCUGCCUUGGCCUCUCUCAUGGACAACAAAUUGGUACAAGUGGAAGGAGUAGUUCCUUUUGGUGCAAAUAAUGCUUUUACCAUGCCUCUUCAUAUGACUUUUUGGGGAAAAGAAGAAAAUAGAGAAAUGGUUUUAGAUCAGUUGAAGAAACAUGGAUUUAAACUGGGUUCCACAUUGAAAGAUUUAGGAUUGAGUUUGGAGAAUAGUUUGGUCUCUGGAAAAGCUGGACCAAGAUAUAAUAUGCCAGCUCAUGCUGCAGUACAGAUGACAGCUGAACAGCUCAAAAUGGAAUUUGACAAAUUAUUUGAAGAUUUAAAAGAAGAUGCCAAAACUAAUGAGAUGGAACCAGCUGAGGCUAUUGGAACCCCAUUGCUUCCACACCAAAAACAAGCUCUGGCUUGGAUGAUUUCACGAGAGAACAGUAGAGAACUUCCACCAUUCUGGGAACAACGAAAUGGCGUAUAUUAUAACACAAUAACAAAUUUUUCUGUAAAGCAACGACCAGAAAAUGUUCAUGGAGGAAUUUUAGCUGAUGAUAUGGGUUUGGGCAAAACUCUUACUGCUAUUGCAGUGAUUCUGACCAACUUUGCUGAUGGCCAGCCUCUUCUCAGUAACAGAAGUGAGACGAAUCAUUCAAGAAAGGAAUACAAGGACGAAACUGUUAAACUCAGAGGAAGUAAUACUAACAACGAGGUCGAUGGACUAAGUGCAGAGCCAUCCAGAUGUGGCGGAGAACCCGUUAUUUCAGAUAUUCAGGAGAUGAAUACGUUUCUCGUAUCAGAAGUGUCUAGCUUUUGCCCUAAAAGAAGAAAAAUUUCUGUUGAGUACACCGAAAGCAGUGAUUUAGAGAAAAUUGAAACUAGUGAACUGGCAAAGAAAAUGAAAGGAUCAUCUAAAGUUAAAGAAGAUACAACAUUUGCUAAUGCACUUACUUCAUCUGCCCCUGUAACAAAGAAGAAAAUGUUGAAAAGGGGAGCAUCUGUGAUGAAGGGGUUAAAGAAAUGUGACACUGGAGAGAGGUCAAGAGCAACACUGAUCAUCUGUCCACUUUCUGUGCUGAGCAAUUGGAUUGACCAGUUUGGACAACAUAUAAAAUCAGAUGUGCCCUUGAAUUUUUAUGUUUACUAUGGUCCUGACCGUAUUAGAGAUCCCGCCUUGCUUUCAAAACAGGAUAUUGUUUUGACUACUUACAAUAUUUUAACUCAUGAUUAUGGAACUAAAGAUGAUAGUCCUUUACAUAGCAUAAAAUGGCUAAGAGUAAUUCUGGAUGAAGGACAUGCCAUACGAAAUCCAAAUGCUCAACAAACAAAAGCUGUACUUGACUUAGAGGCAGAAAGAAGAUGGGUAUUGACAGGUACUCCUAUCCAAAAUUCGUUAAAUGACUUGUGGUCUCUACUGUCCUUUUUAAAACUUAAACCAUUUAUUGAUAGAGAAUGGUGGCAUAGAACAAUACAGCGUCCUGUUAAAACAGGAGAUGAGGGAGGACUUAGACGUUUACGGUCCUUAGUUAAAAGUAUUACACUUCGAAGAACAAAGACAAGCAAAAUUAAGGGGAAACCUGUUUUGGAAUUACCCGAAAGGAAAGUAUUUAUUCAGCAUGUUUCACUUUCAGAAGAAGAGAGAAAGAUUUAUCAGUCUGUUAAAAAUGAAGGCAAAGCUAUCAUUGGAAGGUAUUUUACUGAAGGUACUGUCCUUGCACACUAUGCAGAUGUCUUGGGUCUUCUGCUUAGAUUGAGGCAGAUUUGUUGUCAUACUCAUCUUCUUACAAAUAGCAUGUCUUCGAGUGGUCCCUCUGGAAAUGAUACGCCUGAAGAACUGAGAAAGAUGUUAAUAAGGAAGAUGAAGUUAAUUCUGAGCUCUGGUUCAGAUGAAGAAUGUGCAAUUUGCCUGGAUUCAUUAACAUUUCCUGUGAUAACACAUUGUGCACAUGUAUUUUGUAAACCUUGUAUUUGCCAGGUCAUUCAUAAUGAGCAGCCACAUGCUAAAUGCCCUUUAUGCAGAAAUAAUAUACAUGGAGAUAAUUUAAUAGAAUGUCCUCCAGAAGAAUCAGCAUGUGACAGUGAGAAAAAGUCCAAUAUGGAAUGGACGUCCAGUUCAAAGAUCAAUGCUCUAAUGCAUGCUUUGAUUGAAUUACGGACAAACAACCCCAACAUAAAAAGUUUGGUUGUUUCUCAGUUUACCACAUUCCUGUCUUUAAUAGAAACGCCACUUAAAGCCUCAGGAUUCAUGUUUACUCGUUUAGAUGGUUCCAUGACUCAAAAGAAAAGAAUUGAAUCAAUUCAGUGUUUUCAAAAUACAGAAGCAGGAUCUCCCACUAUAAUGCUGCUGUCCUUAAAAGCAGGUGGAGUUGGCUUGAAUCUUAGUGCAGCUUCUCGGGUGUUCUUAAUGGAUCCAGCCUGGAACCCUGCUGCAGAAGAUCAGUGCUUUGACAGAUGUCAUCGGCUUGGCCAGAAACAAGAGGUUAUCAUUACAAAAUUCAUUGUAAAGGAUUCUGUCGAAGAAAAUAUGUUGAAAAUACAAAGCACAAAAAGAGAACUUGCAGCUGGUGCUUUUGGAACUAAAAAACCAGAUGCUAAUGAAAUAAAACAAGCUAAAAUAAAUGAAAUCAGAACUUUAGUUGAUUUAUAAUUUGUAUGACUUUUGUAAGGUCGGGUUGAACAGAUGCCUAAGUUUUACACAUGACAAAUACAGAUUUAAGAAUGAGGUCUAGAACAUAUUCUUUCUAUAUAGAGCAUUUUUUUCUAUUAAUAAAGUGGUAUUACUGACAUAUUUCUUCUAUAUAUGAAUCUUAUUUUUAAUGAUAACUUUCAGUAGCAAAAUGGCCUGAAGGAGGUUGUCAUAGAAGUUCUUUUGCUCUCCAGCUUUUCCUACAUCUUUCCUGUAUUCCACAUCUUCAUACUGAAGUGUGGUCAUAGUUUUGACCAGAAGGUUAGUUUUUCUUUGAUGGAAAUAUUAGGUUAUUCACCAAAGUCUUUAAUUGGUGAUUCAGUGGGUCUACCAUCCUUGUAAAUUAUUAACAAGUAUGUAUACAGACUAUAAGAAAGAUUUUAUUGGAUGUUCAAAAGCUAUAGUUAUAUCCAUAACCAAAACUUAAAUGAAAGACCAAAGUUCAAGGGAGCAAGUUAAUUGUAAUUUUUAUAGCUUCAUUGAAAUAUAACUUAUAUAUGUGAUUUGCAGAAUGUCUUUAGAAAAAAUUAGGGACCUCAUCAAAGUUGUGUAUUCGUUUUAAUGAAGUGGUGCUACAUUCAUUAUUUAAAUGUAGUGAUAGAUCACAAACCGUAAAUAGUCUGUAGAGGUGAGAGAACCAGUUCUACCCAGUUUGUUUUGAAAACUUAAAUAAUUUGAUUUAAAUAUAUACUUCUGUAAAUUGUUUUUAUUUGUGUAGGGCUUUUGGAAAUAACUUUAUAAAUUUUCAUAAUACAGAAGACUACUAUUAUAUGUGAGAGGUGUGAUAAUUAGGAUGGAAGUUGGGCUGGAUGACCAAAAGUCAUUUCAACUCUUAAAGACAUCUCAGUCCUGAAUUUUGUAAAAAUGGCUUUGUGUGUUUUAAAUCAGAAUUUUGGAAUUUAACUAAUUGAUCCAUACAUUUUUCUUACCCCUUUUGCUAAUAAGAAAACUUACUAGUUGCCACAGAAUUAUAGAUGACUUUGAGUCAUCUUACAACAAAUAAGCAAUCAGUGUAUAUAACUAGUCAUUUUAUUUUCCUAUGGAUUCUUUAAAAUCCAGAUAAGAAAUUACUAAGAAAUUCUUCAUGGUUUAUGGUACAGAUGGAAGAAUAUCUGAGAUUUUAUUUGUGCUACAAGAGACUUAAUUGAAAGAGAUGAUAGGUACCCUUCUAAGGUGUAUUACAUAUAGCUCACCCCCCAAAUCCUCCCCAACCCUGUUAUUGCUCCAAGGGAACAGGAUUAGCCAGCAAGAAUCUUCUUGGUUCCAUUUCUCAUAGUAACAGGUGAGGUAGGCAUGAUUUUCAGGAAAACAUUUCUAUCAGAGUGUAAGUGAAUUGGCCUGCUAGGGUUAGGAGACCCAUGGGAGAUUUUCCACCUUGUAAGACCACAAAUCCAGUCUCAUCACAUAUGGAAUUAUGGUUCUGUAGUACCCACACAGUGAAAUUAAGUAUAAACUGUUUC
This is a messenger RNA of Myodes glareolus (Bank vole), 4662 nucleotides long. It is a transcript of the gene Hltf, whose product is annotated as helicase like transcription factor. The record is from RefSeq and is a predicted model, not a curated record. Gene Ontology annotation, molecular function: ATP binding; nucleic acid binding; hydrolase activity, acting on acid anhydrides, in phosphorus-containing anhydrides. Gene Ontology annotation, biological process: DNA repair. Lineage: Eukaryota; Metazoa; Chordata; Mammalia; Rodentia; Cricetidae. Gene Ontology annotation, cellular component: nucleus.